Coregonus clupeaformis (lake whitefish) is the source of this 3884-nucleotide messenger RNA. RefSeq names its product 2-phosphoxylose phosphatase 1. Gene Ontology annotation, biological process: dephosphorylation; glycosaminoglycan biosynthetic process; chondroitin sulfate proteoglycan biosynthetic process. Gene Ontology annotation, cellular component: Golgi apparatus. Gene Ontology annotation, molecular function: phosphatase activity. The transcript is spliced from 5 exons. Lineage: Eukaryota; Metazoa; Chordata; Actinopteri; Salmoniformes; Salmonidae. Bases 1270 to 2823 code for a protein of 517 amino acids. The record is from RefSeq and is a predicted model, not a curated record.
ACAGGGAGAGAGGAGAGACAGGGAGAGAGAGCAAUCAACAGAGCCAGACAGUAAAUCCACAGAGAUUUUUAAAAAGCAUGAAUAAAAAAGAGGUGAGAUAUGACAUCGGAGGAAAGAGAGAAAAGGGGAGAGAAAGGAAUAUGGUGAGAGAGAGACUACAGGAAUGGAAGCCAAACUCAGAGCGACGUGUUUUGGAGGAUAGCUAUGAGUCACUGACAUGGAGACAGAUAGACCCCAGGUAGUAGAGGCAGACAGACAGAUAGACCACAAGAAGUAGAGACAGUCCAAGUCUAGUAGGCUCAGAGGAAUUGCCGUUCGUGAACUAACACUUGGACUAACUUUGCUGAUAGCUACUUUAUUGAGGAAAAUGUACUUGCUAUGACUGAGAUGUGGUGGUGCCACCUAGCUAUCAUAAGAUUAUACUGUGUGUACUCCCCCUUACUCUUCUCCUGGAUGGAUGGCUAUGCCUGCCAUGCCAAGGCCACGCAUUAUGUUUAUUAUAGCAGAUACCUUUCUCCCUCUUUCUCUAUCUCUCACCAUUUGGAAAUGGCCCUGUUUUAUUUCUCUGGUGGGAGAGAGGGAGGGGAGCAAGAGGAGGAGGAAGGGCAUUCACGGUCCAUCCUCUGUGUUUAAGGUUUACUGUAGCAGCUGACUCUUUACCACAGUACAGGUGGUGUAAAACACUGAGGUAUAAGGCAGGAAGGAAGCUCUCAUCAGUGUAAUAGGCUCACCUUUUUCAACUCUCAGCCAAUGCAUACAGUCAGAACUACACGCUAAACACCUAAUUACUGGCCCUGCUGUACAUUUCUUUAUGUACAUUUCUUAAGGCUAGCUAGUUGUUGCAUAGACCUGGCCUACUGACGUUGUGUGUGUACUGUAGGAGGAUGCCUUAGGCUUGCAUGUGUGUUGCUUUGGUACCCUGUGUGUGUGUGUGUGUGUGUGUGUGUGUGUGUGUGUGUGUGUGUGUUCAUGCUCCAGGCUUGUACAUAACUCUGUGUGUUUGCGGGUGUGUGAGUUGGUGUUGAUGCGCUGGGCUUGUGUGGCUUGUGUGUUUCUUCAGUGUGUGGGCAGUCUGUUACAAAAGGCCCUUUGUAUGGGCGACUGAGGCAGAUCAGGGCAGUGAGCAGGCCUGUAAUUGGGCCGUGGGUCUACCCAGUGCGCAGGCGUGUGUGUUUGUCGGUGAGUGUGUGUGUACGGGGAGAGGGGGACCUGUUCAGUGAAUGGGUUCUAGUGUGUGUCUUCCCCUCUACCCAGUGAGCAGAUCUCAGAAUGCUCUCCUUCGCUCACACACACCUCCUCAUCUUCCUCUUCACUGUGCACCUAAUCCCCACUACGCCCAUGGGUGAGGAGCGGCCCCCCCAGGGUCAAGGCCAGGGCCAAGGCCAGGGGAAGAGCAGGAAGAGAGUGAUCCCUGUCCCCCACACAGAGGCUCCUGAACCAAACCCCAUCUCCGAGGCUUAUGGCUACUGCAACACCCCCAACCGCUCUGAACAGGCCUGGGAGGGACACAGCCCUGUGGACUACAAGCUGCUUUCUGUCCAGGUGAUGAUUCGCCAUGGCGACCGUUACCCCCUUUACGCCAUCCCCAAAACCAAGCGGCCUGCCAUCGACUGUACCCUGUCCCCAAAGAGGAAGCCCUCCCACCACCAGCUGAAUUCCUUCAUUGGUCACAUGGCGCAGGGGGGGCGUGGCCGCUGGGAGGGGACUCUCAGCUCGUUGCCCCGCCUCCCUAACCACAGCGCCUGUGAGAUGGGUGAGCUCACUCAGACAGGUGUGGUGCAGCACUUACGCAAUGGCCAGCUCCUUCGCCAAGCCUACAAGCGCCACAAACUACUCCCGCCCAAUUGGUCGACCAAGCAGGUGUGGGUCGAGACUACGGGCAGGAGCCGCACCCUCCAGAGCGGGAUGGCUCUUCUGUAUGGGUUCCUGCCAGACUUUGACUGGAGCCGUCUGACAGUCCACCACCAGUGGAGCACGUUGUUCUGUGGCUCAGCCUGUGACUGUCCUGCUAGGAACCGCUAUCUGGAGGAGGAGCAGCGGAGACAGUACCGCCUUAGAGUGGCAGACACUGAACUGGAGAGGACCUACGCAGACAUGGCCCGUACGCUAGGUCUGCCCCCGCGCCAGCUCAGAGCUGCCAACCCUAUAGACUCCCUACUGUGCCAACUGUGCCACGGCCUGUCCUUCCCCUGUGUGCCAGCAGGGAGUUCUAUCGGCAGUGGGGGCUGUCUGACUCUGACCCAGUUCGCUGUGAUCCGCAGGCAGCAGUUAGAGGAUGAGGUGGACAGGAGGAGGGUGGGGCUGUAUCGCCGCUACGCCCUGCUCGCCACGCACCCCUACCUCAACCGCACCGCCAACAGGAUGGAGCGCGUCGCCAAGGCCAACGCUCCAGGCCGAAAACCCCGCGCUGGAGGAGAGGAGGUGUUCACCCUGUCCUCGGCUCACGAUGUCACUGUGGCGCCAUUGCUAAGCGCCCUGGGCUUGGAGGAGGCACUGUUCCCGAGGUUUGCGGCGAGGGUUGUGUUUGAGUUGUGGAAGAGUCCGCCUGCAACGCAGGGACAACGCAAGGGGCAAGGCCAGGGCCAGGAUAAGGCUGCUAGGGUGAAAGGGGAGAGGUCAAAGGGCGGGGGAGACAUGUUUGUGAGGGUUCUGUACAACGGAGAGGAUGUGACCUUCCAUACCACCUUCUGUCGCUCACAUGACCGCCACGCCGCACAGCCGCUAUGCCCCCUGGGUAACUUCCUGUCGUUCGUCAAGAAAGACAUGUUCAGUGUCUUCAACGCCACAUCCUACCACAACGCCUGCUACCGACGGACAGGCUGACUGACAGAUGGAAGGAUGGAGAGAGAAAAGGAGGAGAAGAAGGGAAUGAAUCAGAGAAAGAGGGAGUUAUAAUUUAGCUGAUUUCGGAAUUUGUUAAUAGCGCUUUUCCCACUUUGAUGGUAGUGCCCUAUUGCACUAUUUUAGUGUCUUAACUUUGACAUUUUUGUAAAGUCACAAACAUUCCUAGAAAGCAUAAAUACUGAUCAUACAUAUCACAUGCACAAACACACUGCAAAAAUACAUAUUUUCACCAGCAAAUUCCUAUACACAAACACACACAUACUUUAUACACACUCUUCAUGCCUUCUUGAUCAGAUGUCUUUGUCGAUAAAGUUUGACCUCUAAACAAUCACACCCGGAUGCUUAACCUGCAAUUAUACACAUUUGAACAUUGACCUUUCUACCAUUUUUACGUUUUUGAAAUGUUUGUAAGGAAAAGACAUUCUGAGGUGAAAGUUAAGGACACUCAGCCACUUUAAUCACACAUUCCUAAAGUCCAACUUGGAAUGUUGAGAUUCCGGUUUUCCCAAAUUCAUGCAUUGAAGGGGGAACGUUGAAGCUGGAAACACUAAUGCUGGAUUAGUUCAUAUAAAAUGUAAACAUUUAUUUAUGUCUUGAUAUUGUUUGACAUUUUGAUUCAAAUGGUGCUGAGACCAAUAAAAUUAGGGUCAGUUUUGCUGUACAAUUAAUUCAUUUUAGUUUACUGCUAUAAAAAGAGCUCAACCACAUACUUCAAGCUGAAGUAGAUUUAAAUGUUAAGAAUUAAGUCAUUCCAACAAUUUACACUCAAUGUUUACUCAAUAAUGAAAAUAUUCUGCACCUUAUUAAAGGCUAGUUGUUAUGGUACUUAGAUUCCAUUGCUGCUAUAAGAUGGCAAUAACAGUUAAUAAAUAUGUAAUCAGUAAUUAUAAAUUUUUUCACUACGUGAAGGCAACCAUUUUUCAGUGGCCAUUUUCCAGUUGGGACAAUUUUUUUAAACGAUCAUCAGUUUGAAUAAUUAUAAAUUUUACCAUAAAGCACAUGCCACAGUGGGCCACGAAGUAAUAAAAUGUGUUUCCUCA